Closterium sp. Naga37s-1 is the source of this 378-nucleotide messenger RNA. The record is from the annotation of a GenBank genome assembly. Lineage: Eukaryota; Viridiplantae; Streptophyta; Zygnematophyceae; Desmidiales; Closteriaceae.
AUGAUCGUUCGAAGGGCCGUGACAGCAGGAGGGGCCGCGACGGCAGCAGGGGCCGCGACGGCAGCAGGGGCCGCAACGGCAGCAGGAGCCGCGACGGCAGCAGGGGGCGCGACGGCAGCAGGGGCCGCGACGGCAGCAGGGGCCGCGACAGUAGUAGGGGGCCGUGACGGCAGCAGGGGCCGCGUCGGCAGUGGGGGCCGCGACGGCAGCAAGGGCCGCGACGGCAGCAGAGGCCGCGUCGGCAGCAGGGGGGCCGCGACGGCAGCAGUGGCCGCGACGGCAGCAAGGGCCGCAACGGCAGCAGAGGCCGCGUCGGCAGCAGGGGGGCGCGACGGCAGCAGGGGGCCGCGACAGCAGCAGGGGCCGCGACAGCAGUAG